Molecule: messenger RNA, 4182 nt
Organism: Cornus florida
Lineage: Eukaryota; Viridiplantae; Streptophyta; Magnoliopsida; Cornales; Cornaceae
Exons: 31
Coding region: 496-3654 (1052 amino acids)
Biological process (GO): protein export from nucleus
Cellular component (GO): nuclear pore; cytoplasm
Molecular function (GO): nuclear export signal receptor activity; small GTPase binding
Source: RefSeq, a predicted model, not a curated record
GAAAAAAAAAUUUCGUGCGCUUAUGUGACGUAUUGCGUGCGCGAUUGGUGCAGAAUAUGACAGCGGUGGAAGGGUGGCUCUAGGAUCAAAUAUGGUUUAAGAUGCAGUAACAGGGUUAGGGUUUGGGUCUGGGUUUGAACGUCACUGGCUUCUCUGGUCUGCUCUCUCUCUUUCUCUGCUUGCUGUCAUUCAAGUUCGCAUCUCAAAUACUGAGCAGCGAUUGAUAACAUUUGCAUAGGCGAUUCAAGCUGGGACAGGGACAAAGGGUUGAUGCUGUACCAUAUGUAACAAGGAACUUGCCGAUGAACAGCUUCAUGGUUCUCUUCUUGAGUUCUUGUGUAUAUGUAUAUGUACUUAUUUUGACCACCUGUUUAGUCAUAUGGAACAAUUUGACACUGAGAGAUACUAUCCUGUACUGUAAACAAUAUUAGAAUUGGAUAAACGCUGGUUCUUGAUUAGCUGAAAAUUCGAGAAUCUAGAUUGCUUUUGCCAACAAUGGAGAGCUUAGCGCAGCUAGAAGCUUUGUGCGAGAGGCUCUACAAUUCACAAGACUCAGCUGAACGAGCUCAUGCAGAGAACACUCUGAAAUGCUUUUCUGCUAACACUGAUUACAUUUCACAAUGCCAGUACAUUCUGGACAAUGCUUUGACUCCUUAUGCAUUGAUGCUGGCUAGUUCAAGUUUGUUGAAGCAAGUGACUGAACAUAGUCUCUCUUUACAGCUGCGCCUUGAUAUCCGAAACUAUCUUAUAAACUAUCUGGCGAAAAGAGGACCAGAAUUGCAGCCCUUUGUAACUGGGUCACUCAUUCAACUCUUAUGUCGAGUUACCAAGUUUGGGUGGUUUGAUGAUGAUAAGUUCAAAGAUGUGGUCAAAGAGUCAAUGAACUUUUUGAGCCAGGCAACAUCAGAUCACUAUGCUAUUGGUUUAAAGAUUUUAAAUCAGCUUGUUUGUGAGAUGAAUCAGCCAAAUCCAGGGUUGCCUUCAACACAUCAUCGAAGGGUAGCCUGCUCCUUUAGGGAUCAAUCACUUUUCCAAAUUUUCCAGAUAUCACUCGCAUCAUUGCGUCAACUUAAAACUGAUGUUGUGAACCGCUUGCAAGAAUUGGCACUGUCUCUUUCACUUAAAUGUUUAUCUUUUGAUUUUGUUGGGACAUCAAUUGAUGAAAGUUCGGAAGAGUUUGGAACUGUUCAGAUACCAUCUUCCUGGAGGCCAGUUUUAGAGGAUCCUUCAACGCUACAGAUAUUUUUUGAUUACUAUGCAAUCACAAAGCCCCCGCUUUCAAAGGAGACAUUGGAGUGCUUGGUGCGGCUAGCAUCUGUAAGACGUUCUUUGUUCACAAAUGAUCCUGCACGUUCUAAGUUCUUGGCCCAUCUAAUGACAGGAACAAAAGAAAUUUUACAAAGUGGGCAAGGUCUUGCUGAUCAUGAUAAUUACCAUGAGUAUUGCCGUCUUCUUGGACGCUUCAGAGUGAAUUAUCAGUUGUCAGAACUUGUGAACGUGGAAGGCUACAGUGAUUGGAUACGUUUAGUAGCAGAGUUCACGUUAAAGUCUUUGCAGUCCUGGCAGUGGGCCAGCAGCAGUGUUUACUACCUUUUAGGGCUGUGGUCAAGAUUGGUGACUUCUGUACCGUAUUUGAAGGGUGAUGCUCCCAGCUUGCUUGAUGAAUUUGUGCCGAAGAUCACUGAAGGUUUUAUCACGUCAAGAUUUGAUUCUGUACAGGCUGGAUUCCCAGAUGACCUUUCUGAGAAUCCACUGGACAAUGUUGAGCUUCUUCAGGAUCAGCUAGAUUGCUUUCCCUACCUUUGCCGAUUUCAGUAUGAAAGCAGUAGCUUGUAUAUUAUAAACAUUGUGGAGCCUAUUCUGCAAACAUACACAGAACGAGCCCGACUCCAGACCAGUGAUAACAGUGAACUGUCUGUGCUUGAAGCCAAACUUUCUUGGAUCGUUCAUGUAAUUGCUGCUAUUCUUAAAAUAAAACAAUGUACUGGGUGUAGUGCGGAUUCACAAGAAGUACUUGAUGCAGAACUUUCAGCUCGUGUUUUGCGGUUAAUAAAUGUCACCGACAGUGGACUUCAUAGUCAGAGAUAUGGUGAAUUAAGCAAGCAAAGACUUGAUCGGGCAAUUCUCACUUUCUUUCAGCAUUUUAGGAAGUCUUAUGUAGGUGAUCAGGCCAUGCAUUCUUCGAAGCAGUUAUAUGCCCGAUUGUCCGAGCUUCUUGGACUUCAUGAUCAUCUUUUGAUAUUGAAUGUGAUUGUUGGCAAAAUCGCUACAAACCUCAAGUCUUAUACGGAGAGUGAGGAAGUUAUUGAUCACACCCUAAGUCUGUUCUUGGAGCUGGCAUCUGGAUAUAUGACUGGAAAGCUACUGCUGAAGUUGGAUACAGUCAAAUUCAUAGUUGCACAUCAUACUAGGGAGCACUUCCCCUUCUUGGAAGAGUACAGAUGCUCUCGCAGCAGAACGACAUUCUAUUACACUAUUGGGUGGUUAAUUUUUAUGGAGGACAGCUCUGUGAAAUUUAGAUCUUCUAUGGAUGCACUUUUACAGGUUUUCAUCAUUUUGGAAUCAACACCUGAUGCAAUGUUUCGAACUGAUACUGUAAAAUAUGCCUUAAUUGGGUUGAUGAGGGAUCUUAGAGGGAUUGCAAUGGCCACAAAUAGUCGAAGAACUUAUGGACUUCUAUUUGAUUGGAUAUAUCCAGCACACAUGCCAAUUCUUUUGAAAGGCAUCUCGCAUUGGGCUGAUACCCCAGCGGUUACAACCCCGUUAUUAAAAUUCAUGGCUGAGUUUGUGCAAAACAAAGCACAACGGUUGACUUUUGACUCAUCUUCUCCUAAUGGCAUUCUUCUUUUCCGAGAAGUUAGCAAAUUACUCGUUGCUUAUGGGUCAAGGAUUUUAUCUUUCCCAAAUGCUUCGGAUAUUUAUGCCUUCAAAUACAAGGGUAUAUGGAUUUCUUUAACUAUCCUAUCAAGAGCUCUUGCUGGAAACUAUGUAAACUUUGGUGUGUUUGAGCUGUAUGGUGAUAGAGCGCUUGCUGAUGCACUUGACAUUACUCUAAAGAUGACACUAUCAAUUCCGCUGGCUGAUAUAUUGGCUUACCGAAAGCUGACACGGGCCUACUUUGCAUUUUUGGAGGUUCUGUUCAACAGCCAUAUUUUUUUCAUAUUGAAUCUGGAUACCAACACUUUUAUGCAUAUUGUCGGGUCUCUUGAAUCUGGUCUUAAAGGUCUGGAUACAAAUAUCUCGUCACAGUGUGCUUCUGCAGUUGAUAGUUUGGCUUCUUUCUAUUUCAACAAUAUUACUAUGGGGGAGGCACCAACAUCACAGGCUGCGAUUAAACUUGCUCAACAUAUUACAGAGUGCCCCAGUUUGUUUCCAGAAAUACUUAAGACCCUUUUUGAGAUUGUUUUAUUUGAGGACUGUGGCAAUCAAUGGAGUCUUAGCAGACCAAUGCUGAGCUUGAUACUCAUCAGUGAACAGAUAUUUGCUGAUUUGAAAGCUCAUAUCUUGUCUUCUCAGCCAGUGGAUCAGCAUCAGCGCCUUUCCUUGUGUUUUGACAAACUUAUGGCUGAUGUUACUCGAAGCUUGGAUUCAAAGAACCGGGACAAGUUCACCCAGAAUCUGACAAUAUUCAGGCAUGAUUUUCGUGUCAAAUAGCUCUCUUUGAUGCAUCUGCUACUUGUAAUGUGAAUGACAUCACAUCUGCACAAAAUUUAAGGAAUCCCUUGAUCAAUACUGCCGUUUGUGCUCUACACAAGGAUCCUUUGAGUGUUGAAGAUCAUCUUUAUGCUGCAGUUUUGAUUUUAUUUUCAGAGUGAAGAAAGAACAUUGGAUGAAUUCCUUUUGGUGGCAUUGUAUAUUCUUCCUUCUUUGGGAAUAGAGCCGAUGGUAGAAACAUAGAUUGCCAUGUUAUGCUGAUAGGAUUUCUAGUGUUUGCUGAAGAUAAUGCCAGGUUUGACAUUUUGGUUGGGGCAGAUGCGUAUUUUAGAAUAUUCUUUUCAAAAACAGAUGUAAAUCAUUCAUCAGAAAGUUCUGUUUCAGAGAGGAAUAUUUUGACACCGAUUGUGUAUAUGAAUCUUUCAUAUUCUUUCUUGUUGAUAAUAGAAGAGGAAAGCAUACUGAAUUGUCUAGUUGUCUGCCUUAAAGGUUCAUCUUGUUAUAGUUAACGUUUUUGCGUUUUGUGCU